UCAAAGGAAAGAAAAAGAUCUAUCAACUUACCAAAAUGAUGAAAUUGUUUGUUGUAGCAUUCUUAUUGUUACUACAACUUCAUCAAACCGCAACCAAACAUGAUCACCAGACCAAAAAUAAUGGUCUAAUGAUAAAAAUGAUUCACCGUGACUCAAGGAAAUCUCCGUUCUACGACCCAAAACUUACACUGGAAGAUCGUGUGAAAAGAAUGAAUAUGAGAUCAGAAGCUCGCAUUUCACAACUUUUGAUUGACAAUAAUCUAGAAAAAAAUGUUGAUGCAUUUCAAAUUAUCCCAUUCGAUGGGUACGAGUUUCUUGUUCCAUUAAAGAUUGGCACACCUCCUGUGCCACAAAUUCUUGUCAUGGACAUUGGUAGUUUAUUACUUUGGGUUCAUUGUGGCUACACCGAGGGUGGUGAACGCUCACCAUAUCCACUAUACGUCUAUUCACAUUCUUCAUCAUAUAUAGAAGAUGUGUUUUGUGAAACACCUAUGUGUGAGUUGAUAAUGCUUAAAGGAAAAUGUGGACGUGACUCGAAGAGAUGUGAGUAUACAUAUAGAUAUGUAACAGGUAUGACUCGGGGAAAUCUUGCUUCUGAAGUUUUUACAUUUCAGUCACCAAAUGGAACUGAUGUGACUAUGAACAAGCGUCUUAUGUUUGGAUGUUCCUCAAUACGUUCUAAAGGUGCAGAUCGUGUUAGUGGAGUUCUUGGACUUGGCAAACGAGCUAUUUCUUUGAUUUCUCAACUGGAUUUUCCUAUUGUAUCGGUAAUAUAAAUGAUGAAGACUAUGAUUCAAACAC
Molecule: messenger RNA, 801 nt
Organism: Solanum tuberosum (potato)
Lineage: Eukaryota; Viridiplantae; Streptophyta; Magnoliopsida; Solanales; Solanaceae
Product: aspartic proteinase CDR1-like
Exons: 1
Coding region: 36-776 (246 amino acids)
Cellular component (GO): extracellular region
Source: RefSeq, a predicted model, not a curated record